CAUUCGCGUAGUAAACCUUUGCUAGAGCUGAUUAGAUAGCGGCAAUCACGUUUUGUUAUCAAGAUCUACGCGGCCAGUGGGAAGCGAACGGGUUAGUUUGUUGUUUGCCACAAUGCCUAACAGCUGCCAAUUGGGGCGCCGCCUGGCGUUGCUCUGCCUGGGACUCGGCCUGCUGCUCCGGCUGGCGGAUGCGAUGCGCUGCAAGGUGCCCUACGAGAAGGUGCAGGACAACUAUUGCUACUUCGUAGCCCACGAGAAUCCCCUGCCCAACUCGUUCAGCAACUUUUGCUACCAGGAGAAGCGCACGUCGCGCGUUUGCCUGGACAGCGAGGAGGAGAUGCGAGUCCUGGCCAAUUAUCUGUACGAGAGCGGCUACCAGAAUGGCACCCAGUUCUGGAGCGCCGGCCAUCGCUGGCCGGGCGAUUCCCGCUUCUAUUGGAAUUACUUUGGGCAUGCCCGCAGCAUGAACUACACCAACUGGCUGGAGGGGGAGCCCACGCCUCGGAUGGGUCGCAACUGCAUGCUGCUCACACUCCAGGCCGGCGAGCUCUUCAUGUCCACCGAGUCCUGCUACACCCGGGCCGUCGACAUAUGCGAGCAGCUGCUCACCAGCGAGCCAACCAUAAUGCACUGAAAGCUUUCCCGAACGACAAUCUUAUUAUUAUCGGUCAGAAGUGGAUCCUUGACAUGCUUAUCGAUUUCGCUUUGUUUAUUGUGGGUGAUUGCAAAAGUAUACAACAUGAUAUUGUAGUUAUAAAGGCAAACGUUUAUUA
Molecule: messenger RNA, 773 nt
Organism: Drosophila montana
Lineage: Eukaryota; Metazoa; Arthropoda; Insecta; Diptera; Drosophilidae
Exons: 2
Coding region: 113-634 (173 amino acids)
Source: RefSeq, a predicted model, not a curated record